UGAAACUAAUAAAUGUCAAAGUUACCCAAAUCUCAUUGUCAGUUUUACAUACAAAACUUUAUUCAAUAAAAAUUAUGACUUCAAGAAAUUCUAACGGCGAAAAAUCUUCUUGUAUCUUCUGUAACAUAGUUAAUAAAUUAGAAAACACAGAAAUCUUGUACGACGAUGACGAUGUUUGUGUGUUUCGGGAUAUUAAGCCAGCGAGCGAUUACCACAUAUUGACUGUACCUAAACGACACAUAGAAGAUGCGAAAAACUUGCAAGCGGCAGAUAAAGAACUUGUGGAAAAAAUGCUAGCCAUAGCAAAGGAAAUGUUACAGAAGAACAACCUGUCUCUCGAAGACGCUAGGUUCGGUUACCACUGGCCUCCGUUCAGGAGCGUCAAACAUCUACACUUGCAUACAAUAGCGCCAGAAUCAAAAAUGGGCUUAAUAGGAAGAAUAAUAUUUAAGAAAGAUUCAUAUUGGUUCGUUUCGCCGGAUUAUGUUGCUUCAAGACUAUGAAACUGAAAACUUCUCUCAACUAAUUUUACAGAUAUACCAGGCUUAAAAAAAUUCUGUAAAAAUAUUGGUUUGUAGUUCCUUUUUAUGUCACUUAUGGCGCUGCUGUCGGUAUUAAUUAUAUUAUUUAAAUUUUUGCUUAUGUGGGAUUUACUGCUAUUGUCAUUCUGAACAUCCGAUAUUUUGUUGAAAUUGCAGACGUAGUCACGGUCGACAAAAUGUCAAUCGCGGUGAGUUAAAUAUACGAUGAUGGACUGUGAAAGCUUAUAAAAUAAUAUUUCUUAUAUUAUUGUAAUUAAGUUGAAGAUUUUAGCUGUUAGACUGAGCUGUCUUCAAGUAUCAGUCUGUAUUGAAUAUAUUAUUCCGUUAGUACUUUUGUAGAAUCGUUUUAAUGUAUAAAAGGAUUAGUUUUAUGAUUGGGACUUAUAUGAAACAACUUCUGCUUCCUGAGAAAAAAAUAAAACAAAGUCAAUGUGA
Messenger RNA from Melitaea cinxia (Glanville fritillary), 977 nucleotides. RefSeq names its product adenosine 5'-monophosphoramidase HINT3-like. Gene Ontology annotation, molecular function: catalytic activity. The record is from RefSeq and is a predicted model, not a curated record. The transcript has 3 exons. NCBI's taxonomy places the organism in Eukaryota, Metazoa, Arthropoda, Insecta, Lepidoptera, Nymphalidae. Bases 75 to 503 code for a protein of 142 amino acids.